AUGUCGAAAGCCACUGUUGCCACUCCAAACUCACUGUUUGUGAGUCCAAUAUGGGGUGCUGAGACCGCAUUCUCUACGGCGACCUUCACGCCCGGUAUCUACCUGCACGAUAGGGAUCCUGCAUACGGAUAUAUGGAUCCCCUCGACACAACUGGAUUAACUGACUGGGCCAAUUCUAUCCCGGGCGAAAUGGAAUCUACCAGAAUUUCAACUGUGACAACACUACCUUUGCAGAACCAGUUCCUGUCGACGGCACCGCCCAGUAAGGAACACCAUACAGGUUGGGCUAUGAGCACUACCGACCAGCUGCAACCUGGUUCCUCCUCCGCCUCGGCAUCAUCCUACGCAAAGAUCAAUGAUGUACCGGCAACCCUACCUUCGAUCAUGCCGGACCAAACCCGCGUUUCGGCACCGGCUUUCUCAAAAUCUGGCACAGCCGGCCCCGUACGGCCCUCACGUGUAGCCAAGUCAAAAUCGAAGCUCGCGGUUGGUAGUACACGGCCGUCUCGGAACAACAGCGGAAACAUUACCAGUAGCUCAAGUCUCGUCCAGUACGUCACCGCAAUGGACGAUAAGCACCAGACAAACUCGGCUGGCUCCUCAUGUGAAUCGCCUCCUUUCGACGAGCUGUCGCACCGAAGAAGCCGAACAGGAUCGAAUUUCAGUAGCAGCGGUGACAGUGGGGGUAGCGCCAAUGGUCUUAUGACGACAGGUCAUGGUGGGAACCACAAUGUCACGCUUCGAACAGCCAGCCGCAAGCCAAAGUCACAGCCCACUGCGUCGAUAAAUGCAUCCACAUCAACCGUCACAGGAACCAAGGAGAAUGGAAAUCCAAAGACUGAUUCGCCGACCUCAGAGUUGCCCGGUGCCGCAGCUUCAUCAUUGUCACCUGAUGGCGACAGUGGGAAUACCGACGGCCUGAUAACUGAAGAGCACCGCGCACGCCAGAAUCACAACAUUGUUGAGAAGCAGUACCGCAACCGACUCAAUUCACAGUUUGAGCGGCUGCUUUCCAUCCUGCCAGCGAAUCAGAUGGAAGGUGCCGAUACGGGCAAGUCUGUGGAUUUUGAUGAACGGCGGAUGAGCAAGGCUGAGGUGCUGGACCUAGCACGGCGGCGGAUUCAUGCUUUAGAGAGCGAGAUCAAGCAAUUGUACGCCGACCGUGACAACCUGCGCAACAACGUGGCCACGCUCAACCUGGCGAUCCGGAACGGGCAGCGUCCACAACAGCAGCAGCCACAGCAACAGCAGAGGUUGAGCAUCGCCAUCUAG
Molecule: messenger RNA, 1272 nt
Organism: Sporothrix schenckii 1099-18
Lineage: Eukaryota; Fungi; Ascomycota; Sordariomycetes; Ophiostomatales; Ophiostomataceae
Exons: 1
Coding region: 1-1272 (423 amino acids)
Molecular function (GO): protein dimerization activity
Source: RefSeq, a predicted model, not a curated record